This is a messenger RNA of Ornithorhynchus anatinus (platypus), 3606 nucleotides long. RefSeq names its product proline rich transmembrane protein 4 (gene PRRT4). The transcript has 4 exons. The record is from RefSeq and is a predicted model, not a curated record. Bases 226 to 2730 code for a protein of 834 amino acids. NCBI's taxonomy places the organism in Eukaryota, Metazoa, Chordata, Mammalia, Monotremata, Ornithorhynchidae.
GUGGAGGAGAGGCGAUCCGAGGCUUCGGCAGGUUCGGAGGGAGCAGAGCCGAAGCCCCUGUGGGGCCUAGCACAGUGACCCCGGGGACACGGAGGCCGGGCCGCGGAGCUGGACCCCUGCUGGGGCGACGGACGGGCAGUUGGGGCGGCCAGGAAGCGGACAGACAGACAGCAUCUCCCCCGCACCCCGACACUGCGGCACGGACCCCACCCACUGAGUGGGACUAUGGCGGGGCGAAGCUGGGCAGGGAUAGGGCUGUUGUGUUGGAUCUUGCUGGACGCUCGCCCUGCAGCCCCUCAGCCCAUAUCCCUGCUCCCUGGGGCUCCCCUCACCACCUUGGCCCAAUCUCCUCAAAGUGAAGCCUCUCUGCUGUCUCUAAACUUGGGGCUCAAUUUCAAGAUCCAGGUGCGGGGGUCUGGUGCCACCCGGGGGGGUGCCGUCACGGAGACCCAACCCGGCCAGGGUCCCGCAAGGGAGCCCGAAGGACUCCGCUCGGACCGUCCCGGGGGCUCACCACCGGAGUGGGGAUCUGCUGAGGGCAGCUCUCCCUCUUCUGGCACCUCCCUGACCUCCGAACCAGUCCCCAGCAGCCCCAGGCCCAUAGACAGGCUUCCCCACCUGCACCAGCACCGGCCCGGCCCAGCCUCCCUGGCUCCGGGCCCCACAGCUUCCCGGCCCCGCAGCAGUCAGCUGGAACUGGAACUGGAGGUGGCCCUGAGGGCGGGAGCCAGUCCCACUGCCGGGGGAAUGCUGGAGGGGCGCAGGGCCCUGCCCCUUCUGCCCAGCCUGCGAGUCAGCCUGGCGGAGAUCGCGGACCGCCUCGGGGCCUCCGGUUUCUUUGGCACCACCCUGUUCCCGUCACUGGCCCCGUCCCUGUCCCCGUCCCCCGAGGAGCUGGAGCCCCUGGAGGAGAAUGACACUGGCAGCACUCUGGGCUCGCUUUCCUCCACCAGCCCUGCCACAGGAGGGACCCCGACUGCAGGAGGGACCCCGGCCACGGGAAGGGCCUCGGUCACAGAGGGGGUCCCCCCACUUGGAGGAAGGACCCCAGCCACAGGAGGGAUCCUGGCGACAGGAAGGAUCUCAUCCCCAGCCUUCACUCCCAGCACAGAAGGCUCCUCCCCAACCAGACCAGAGGGCCCUACGGGCCAGCCGGACUGCUGGCCCGAGCCUUGUGACCCACUGGUCCUUCCAGAGCCCGAGGAGCGCCCCCCGGCAGCCCCCCUGGCUCCCCUGUUCCUGGCUCUGGAGUCCGACUGGACGGUGGCCCGGACCCACUGGGGGCUGGCUUGGGAGGCCCACGUAUAUGGGGCCGGGGCCCUGUUUGGGCUGGUGGCUUUGCUGGCCCUGCUGAGCCUGGCCCUCCUGCCCUGGCGCUGCCCUCCCGGGACUCCUUGCCUGGCGCUGCUGGACCUGCUUCUGUUCUCGGCAGGCACCGCCCACGCCUUCCCGCUCUUCUACGAUGCCUACGGGCACCAGGCCCGCCUGCCGGCCCUGGCCCGGCUGCUGCUGCGGGACUUGACCCUCCCUUGCCUGUCCGCCUGUUUGGGGCUGUCCUGCCUGCUGCUGGCCCGGCCCCGUUCCCCCCGCUGCCCCUGCGGCCUGGCGGCUCUGCUCCUCCUGCUCCUGGCCCUCUCGGCGGGUGCCGUCCUGGCCGGUGCCACCCACCGCCCGCUGCUGCCCCUGCUCCUGGCCUCCCGCGGCCUCACGGCCCUGGUGGCGGCCCUGCUCUCGGGGGCCUUGAUGGUCCUCUCCUGCCCGAGGAGCCGGAGGGCUGGUGUUCCCCACGGGGGCCCCUGCUCCCAGGCCGCCACCCUGACGCCCCUGACCCGGGGCCCCUUCCCCCGGCCCGGGCCCUGGCGGCGGGCGGCUCGCACAGCCCCUGUGGCGGGGGUCUUUGGGCUGCUGAGCGGGGGGCUGCAGGGCUACGCGGUGCUGCACACACUGGGCUACGGGGGCCAGCCCGGCCUGGGGGCCGCCUGGCCCUGGUGGGCCUUCCAGCUGGGGGCUCGGCUGGGCGAGGCUGGUGUGGCCCUACCCCUGGCGCUGCUCGGCCUCUACCCAGCCCUUUGCAGCCCUCGCCCGCCCCCGCGCUGUUGGGCCAAGCUGCUCCGCCUCUCGCCGGGGGCCUGGGCCAAGGGGCCCGGGGAGAAGCCGUCCCCGGAAGAGGCCGGUGGGCGAGCUGAGGCCGAGCUGGUGCCCCUGUGCGCGCUAACGGGCCCGGGCCCGGACCUGCUGCCCCUGGGCGGGGGCCGGGGCCUCGAGGGGGCGGCCCCGGCCCCGGCCCCGUCCUCAUCUCCGGGCAGCGACGGAACCGAGGACUUCUGCCCGCCAUCUCCCAUUGACCUGCGCCGCAGCAUCGCCGAGGCGCUCCUCGGCAGUGAGGCCCUGCUGGGCCCCGGUCUCCUCUUCACGGGCCCUGCCAUAUGUGGGGCCGGACAGGGCUCCCCGGAGCCCCCCUCUCCGGGCCCCUGGCCACCCGGCAGCAACGCCUCCUCCGACUCCCCAUUUGGACUGUCCCGAGACGGCUCAUCCGUCCUGCUCUGCUCCAGCCCCGACAGGCCCCCGGGCUUCCCGUCGGUCACCGACCCGGGCCGCUCUGGGCGCUGUUACCGGGCUCUGGCGCCGACCCGCCGGGCAUCCCCUGGACCCCUACUGCAGGAGCGGCUCCCGGAUGCCCACCGGCAGAUGGACGAGCUCAGCGUGGGCAGUGACACCAUAGACUUGUGAUACCAAGAGGAGGGGCCCCACCACUCCUCCUCCCCCUGCCUGGCCCCCAGAGCCCGCAUUGCCUGUGACCUGCACACUGUGGUCUACCCCUGCCCUGACUGGACCAGACUCCUUCCCCAGCCACAGUCCCUGGGCUCUCCUGGCCAGAGCCGGACCCUUCGUCUAGUGGGACUGGCUGAUUGGCUGGCUGGUUGGCUGGUUGGCUGGCUGGUUGGUUGGUUGCCCGGCUAGUUGGUUGGUUGCCCGACUGACUAGUUGGUUGGCUGGUUGGCUAUCUGGUUGGUUGGCUGGCUGGUUGGUUGGUUGGCUGAUUGGCUGUUUGGUUGGCUGGUUGAAUGGUUGGCUGGCUGUCUGGUUGGUUGCCUAGAUAGUUGGCUGGCUGUCUGGCUUUUCUGGUUGGUUGCCUGGCUAGUUGGCUGGCUGGCUGGUUGGCUGGCUGGUUGGAAGGGCAUUAGGGGAUGAGCAACUGAGAGGCCACUCUUCAUAAUCCCAGGGCCUCUUUCCUCAUCGUCCAGGUCCGGGGCUCCCCCAGGGUUGCCUCUAGCCCAGCUAGACUCUCCGAGGCAUUCACUUUGGCAUUCACCAGCAAUAACGCCACGAGGUGCCCCACCUGCCCCCACCCUUCGUGGGCAUCCUGAGGGCAUUCCCAAGGGCUGGGCUUCCUUGAGCCCCUCCCUCCCUUCCCCAGUACCUACAGGAACCUUCCAUCUAGUGGGGAACUUGGACCUUGCCUCCCCAGCUCCUGUCCCCCACACUGAAUUGACUCCUGUCCCCAAAGCAACACCCUUGACCUGUCCAGCAGUUUCCUCUCUGACCUGGCUCAAAGUGGCCACUUUUAGAGCUAAAUUAUCAAUAAAAUAUUUUCUGCAGAGAAGA